AUGAAGGUAGGAAUAAAUGGAAUGGGGAGAAUAGGAAAGCUGGUGUACAGAAUCCUAAGAGAAAGAGGUGUUGAGGUCCCGCUUGUGAACGAUAAGAACCUCAAUGUAGAGCAGGUACAGCAUGUUCUGAAGUAUGACAGCGUAUUUGGAAAGGCCAAGGAGUGUAAGGUUGAGGGCAACAAGAUUUCAUACCUAGGGAAGGAGACGUGUCUGUCGAACUUCGAUAAGCCUGAGAAGAUCCCAUGGUCGAAGUAUGGGGUGGAUGCUGUUGUCGAGGCAAGCGGAGUGUUCACUGGGCUUAAGGAGUGUGAGAACCAUAAGGAUGUCAAGAUUGUUGUGGUUACUGCUCCAAGUAAAGACGUGCCCAUGUUUGUGUAUGGAGUCAACCAUCAAGACUAUGCGUCCCAGAGAAUCAUCAGUAAUGCAAGCUGUACUACUAACUGCCUAGCGCCCCUUGCCAAGAUCAUCGACGACAACUUUGGGAUUGUGGAGGGACUGAUGACAACAGUGCAUGCAGUAACAGCCACGCAGAAUAUUGUUGAUGGAAUAGGGAAGUCCAGCAGAAGCGGAAGAUCGGGGAUGAACAACAUAAUUCCUGCAAGUACCGGUGCAGCAACCUCGGUGGGCAAGGUGAUUCCAUCUCUUGCCGGAAAGCUUGAUGGAAUGGCCAUGAGGGUUCCCAUCUCAAAUGUCAGUGUGGUGGAUCUUGUUUGCAGAACAAGGAAGGAAACAAGCAUCGAAGAAAUAGCAAAGGCCGUUGAGAAGUUCUCAGAAGAAAAUGGAGGAAUCGUCGGGACAACCAGAGACCCUGUGGUAAGCUCUGAUUUCAUUGGAGACCCAAGAAGCUCUGUGUUUGACAUCAAUGCAAGCAUUUCAAUGGGGCCCAACUUCUUCAAGAUCAUCAGCUGGUACGAUAACGAAUACGGAUACUCAUGCAGGGUAUGCGACCUGCUAAAGUAUGCAUACUCGAAAAGAAAGUGA
Messenger RNA from Encephalitozoon hellem ATCC 50504, 981 nucleotides. Its product is annotated as glyceraldehyde-3-phosphate dehydrogenase. Bases 1 to 981 code for a protein of 326 amino acids. The transcript has a single exon. Gene Ontology annotation, molecular function: oxidoreductase activity, acting on the aldehyde or oxo group of donors, NAD or NADP as acceptor; NAD binding; NADP binding. Gene Ontology annotation, biological process: glucose metabolic process. The record is from RefSeq and is a predicted model, not a curated record. Lineage: Eukaryota; Fungi; Microsporidia; Unikaryonidae.